AUGUCGCUCAACAUGUCUCUCUACUAUGUAUUCACUCACUCUUUCAGUCUCCCACCGGAAUACGAUUGCCCAGAAAAUGUGAACGUCUCUGCCACAACCAGACCAUUUUUGGGGGCAUACUUUUUGCUAACUGGGAUUGUUCUAGAGAUUCUCUACUUCCUAUGCUUCCUUGCAAUUUUAAAACUCAAUCUUCGAGUUCCGGUCUACCAGCUGAUGCUUUUUCUAUCAAUUGUCGAUAUGUUGCAACUAAGCUGUAACUCAAUAGCAACGGGUCUAUUCCACAUAAUUGGAAUAUCGUUUUGCAAAUUUCCGUUCCCAAUAUUCAUUUAUGGAGCUGUCGCCCAAGCAUCAUGGAUGAGUGGGAGCGUGUGCUCGAUUUUUCUAGCCGUUGAAAGAUGCGUGGAGAUUAAUCCAAAAUUCCCAUUGGAAUUUAUUUUCCGCAAACGGGUUUUUCGUUUCGUACUUGUUGCAAUGAUAAUGCUCAGCUUUUGGUCUUUAGUGUGCGUCAAGCCUGUUCUAUUUUCACUUCAGUAUAGCUGCUGGUUUUUUGAUCCGAUGACCGGCAAAGAUCCUGCGUUUUUUGUGAGCACCCCUGAUACCAUUAGCAAUAUUAUUUUGAUAGUCUGUACAUCAACUCUAUAUCUUUAUCUAUCUUACAAUCUGCUCUUCAAGUUCGGAUAUUCCACAUCAAUUUGGCUUUAUAAAACAAAACGGCAGAUAAUAUUCCAAGCAGUGAUUCUUUGUGCUUUUCAUGCCGUUGUCGCUGGAAUUUAUGAAUUUAUGAUGUUCUUUUACGCUUCACCAUCGCUAAUCAUCAUUAGUCAAAUACUGUGGGGAUGGAGCAGUGGCUGCAUGUGCAUCGCAUAUUUAUCAUUCAACCGAACAAUUCGAAACUCGGUCGUAAAAAUGAUAAUUCCGAAAGCUAUUCGAAUACGGUACGGGUUGCAUGUUGGCUUUGAAGAGCACUUGGCACAAACUGAAGCUGCUCAUACUUUGGGUACUGGAAUUGUGAACGCAGCGGGAUCGGCUAUCAAAAUGGGCAAUUUUAUUAAUUUUGACUAGAUUCGUCGGAUCAAUAAAUGUUCUUAAAUCUGAAAAAUGUUUAAAAUUCACAAUAAAACAUAUAAAGUUAUGUUUCAUCACCUUUUCAGGGCACCAUUAGCCGCUUUUUUUUCUGAUAGUCCUUUUUUUUGUCAAAAAAAAUGUAAAUUUUAAAAAAAUCUAAAAAUGUUAAUGUUCUGAGUUUUUCUAUUUUUUUCGUAUUGAAUUUUUUUCGUAUUUU
This is a messenger RNA of Caenorhabditis elegans, 1282 nucleotides long. RefSeq names its product Serpentine Receptor, class T (gene srt-7). NCBI's taxonomy places the organism in Eukaryota, Metazoa, Nematoda, Chromadorea, Rhabditida, Rhabditidae. The transcript is spliced from 4 exons. Bases 1 to 1062 code for a protein of 353 amino acids. The record is from RefSeq and is marked reviewed.